Trichomonas vaginalis G3 is the source of this 510-nucleotide messenger RNA. Its product is annotated as RNA polymerase II transcription regulator recruiting protein. The coding region runs from base 1 to 510 and encodes 169 amino acids. Gene Ontology annotation, biological process: regulation of DNA-templated transcription. The transcript has a single exon. NCBI's taxonomy places the organism in Eukaryota, Parabasalia, Trichomonadida, Trichomonadidae. The record is from RefSeq and is a predicted model, not a curated record. Gene Ontology annotation, cellular component: nucleus. Gene Ontology annotation, molecular function: RNA polymerase II cis-regulatory region sequence-specific DNA binding; DNA-binding transcription factor activity, RNA polymerase II-specific.
AUGCGUGCGCCCAAGAUUUUGCAGCAAUGCACAGUGGGCAAGCCAACAGUUCAUAGAAUGCGCUUCACUCCCGAAGAAGACUGCCUUUUAACCAAACUUGUAUCAAUCGACGGGAUCAAUUCAUUAGAUAAGAUCGUUCCAUACUUCCCAGAACGCAACAAACGCCAACUCAAGGAGCGCUGGACAACAUUCCUCUCUCCAGAUCUUAGAGCAGAGCCAUUUACACUCGAUGAGGAUCAACUACUUGAACAUCUCAUCAACGAACUUGGUACAAAAUGGUCACUUAUAGUUAAAUACUUCCCAGGUCGUACAGAUGUUUCCUUAAAGAAUAGAUGGAAUAUGAUACAGAGACAGAGAAAAGGUAGCAAGAAGCAGAACAGAAAGAAAAUUACCCCACAGAGCUCUAGUCCAGCUCCUAUAGUUCCAAAGUUAGUUGAAGAAAAUAAUGAUUUUGAAUUCUUCUUCGACGAAGUAGCUAUGACUUCUCCGGAAAAUUGUUAUUAUGAAUAA